AUAUCAAUGUGGAAGUGAACAUUCCAUACUAUGUGCAAGUAGCAGUAAGUGUUGCUUUACCGUUUUAAAUUCUUAAAUGGUUUUAAAUCUCUAAAUUAGUAUGUUUUCUUUAAAGGAGAAUUACCAUUUGAAAAUGAGUAUCUUCCUAUACAGGCUGAAAGUUCACAGGGAUUCCCUGAACUCAUUGGUAUUGUUGUGUAAAAUGAAAGAUCUACAUGUUGGAAUCUUAUAAUUCUCUAUUUUACAGAACAAACAGUAAAAGUUCAUAAAGAGACUCAGGUGAAUCAAUUAGAUCUUCUCACACUAAAAGUAGAGCAUCACACAACUGAGUGCGUUUCAGUCAAGCCAAGAAUGCGCAGUAGAGGAACCCAAGUAAACGACAACAUAUUUGGCUGGAAGCUAGUGGACGCCGCAAGCAGCCCUAUUUGUGCAACUAGAAAGAGAAAAGAAAUGACGUCCCGGAACUGGAUAGUGACGACUCCUAUUUCUUCUAAUGAAAAGAACAGCAGUACAUGUAAUCAUGCAUGCAGUACUCCCUUAAAAAGCCCAGCACAUGUUAACACAACAAGAAAACGCAAGAGGCUAACAUUCGACGAGAGUAUGUCACCUGUUCCUUGUAUUAGUGAUCACGACGACGAGUCGUAUCGUCUUCCCUCUACUAUAUGCGUAUCUUCUGAAACCUCUGUAAAUUUAAGCUCUCCAUGUCCUUUUCAUCUUCGAAAUAGCCAUGCUGAACGGGAGAGGGCUAGAACAGUAAUGGAACGACAUUCUAAAAUUUACUUAGGAGUUGAUCAAGAUUGGCUUUCAGUAUUGCACCUCAUCACAUACAAAAUGGAAAAAGUAUAUAACAGUGAUAGAAUUCUAGACACUAUUUACAUUGUAUUUUUAGUGUUACGUAAGCUUAAACUAAACGGAAGCUUUGAUAUUCUUGGCCAUGUGUUCCACAUUAGUGUAAGUCAAGCAGCAAAAAUGUUUCGAAAGCAUUUGCCAUUUUUAUCGGACCAUUUCCAAGAACUGAUUGUUUGGCCGUCCAGUAAUUCUAUUAAAAAGACAUUGCCAGUUGGGUUUCGAAAAAGUUUUCGGAAAGUAGAAACCAUAGGCGAUUGCCUUGAAAUUGAAAUUCAAAAACCAACGUCAGCGUUUGCACAAGCCCUAACUUGGUCAAGCUAUAAGAGCGCCAAUACAAUUAAGUAUUUUGUAUCAAUAACACCAAAUGGCAUUUACAACUUUUGUUCGAAAGGGUAUGGGGGACGAACCACCGAUGAAAUGAUUACAUCAAAUUGCGGAUAUUUAAAUGUCGUCAGACCACACACGGAAGUAAUGGUGGACAGAGGAUUUAAAAAAAUUGAGCCUAUGGUGCUUUCCAGGAAAGCAACAUUAGUAAGACCACCAAGUGUAUCUGCAUCACAAAAGCUGUCCAAAAAAGAUUUUCUAAGUGCUAGAAAGAUAGCUGGAUUGCGAAUACAUGUAGAACGGGAAAUAAGGAGAAUUCGCGAGUUUAAAUUUCUUGCUCCCCAUGCUGUUUUAAAUAACCGUUGGUGUGUCUAG
Molecule: messenger RNA, 1548 nt
Organism: Daphnia magna
Lineage: Eukaryota; Metazoa; Arthropoda; Branchiopoda; Diplostraca; Daphniidae
Exons: 1
Coding region: 352-1548 (398 amino acids)
Source: RefSeq, a predicted model, not a curated record